GGCUAGUAGUGUCUUCCCCUGGCGGUACCAAAGCGUGGCGAACAGACAAAGACAUGGACCGGAGGUCGUACAGAGCUCAAGGUGGGAGGAGGUCCAGACACAGCUUCACUGACUGUCACUGUCCUGGGGAGGGUGCCCGCUGGAGGCCUCUUGCGUCACGAUCUCUCCCCCCUUCUCCAAAGUCCCAACAACCAGCUGUACUCCGAUCACGUUCCCCAGGACGUGGCCCCUCGCCAUCCUUCAGGAAGUGGCUUGAGGGCCAGCUUUUACGAAUGCGGGCAGUGCAGGGUGGCAAUCAAUAUCUUCCACAGACGAACUCUGCACCGCAGAUGGGGGUUUCCAAGUUUCAGGAUUACACUCCAAGUGAGCGUUUCUACUGUCCAUUUGACGAUGGUGAAGAUGACAACGAGAACACUGCACCUGUAGGCAGCUAUGGAGGUCCUGCUGCGCUAUAUUCAGCAUCCAAUGAACAGAGGGACGUCAAUAAUGUUCAGUUGAGAGUCAGGGGGGGAGAGGAACAAACAACGAGCAGCAACCGGCGACUGUCAUGCAUAUCGAGGGAGCAGCUCUCUGCGGCUGCUGCCGAGAGAAGACGAGAAUCACUCAAGGCACAGGCGAUGCAGCGGCUGGUUGAUAAGAGGAUGCGGCAUGAACAGAUUGUGAGACACAUGAGAGAGGAGAAAAUCAGGGAAGAUCGGUGCAGACGCCAGAAGCUGUUGGAGCGCCGACAUAUGAGGAUAUCGCAUGUUGUCUUGAAGGAACUGUGAGUAUUCAUUUCCCCCAACAGGAAAGAACAACCUACGGACUCUAUCCAGCUAUGGAAAGCAUAAAAAAAUAUCGUGACCAACUUUGGAAUACAUGGGGGGAAAGAGAUCGACUUGCAUCAUUCCAAGUGAACUGAAUAGAAAUAUUAAGAUUAUAAUUUAUAAAUGCUAUAUUACAUGCCCCUGAACAAAGACAAACCCAGUGA
Messenger RNA from Chara braunii, 970 nucleotides. The record is from the annotation of a GenBank genome assembly. Lineage: Eukaryota; Viridiplantae; Streptophyta; Charophyceae; Charales; Characeae.